This is a messenger RNA of Cantharellus anzutake, 1962 nucleotides long. RefSeq lists its product as uncharacterized. Bases 44 to 1576 code for a protein of 510 amino acids. Gene Ontology annotation, molecular function: protein binding. The transcript has 3 exons. Lineage: Eukaryota; Fungi; Basidiomycota; Agaricomycetes; Cantharellales; Hydnaceae. The record is from RefSeq and is a predicted model, not a curated record.
UUCCAAGCUCCGAGUCGCAUUGAACUCUUGUGCAAAGAACUCAAUGUUCACCACCCAAAGCAUUAAACAUCAGAAGAUGGAGCCCCCAACUGGGAUGUCUGAGUUUCCUACGAUGAUCAAUGAGCUGGGUGCGCUCCUAGAUGCACUAAAUCUUUACGUAUCUACGAACUUUGUCAAUGCUACACCCAUUCUUCUUCAGUACCAUCCAUCCAGGCGCACCGAGAUGAUACAGCACGAAAAGGAUCGUAUUCACCGAAUGCACGAGCAAAUAACCCGAGUAGGCACUAUUGCGCUGAAGUUCAAGGCGUUUGAGCAGAACAUGAACCGGCGCCACAGUGCCCUCCAAAAUACGCUAUCGCCUGUAUUUUCUCUGCCAACCGAAAUCCUACUCAACAUCCUUUCCAGAGUUGUCUUCGCCAGUCGUUGUCGGGUGCCGCCGGAGAGGCUGUUGCUCGUUUGCUCCGCGUGGAAAUCGCUUAUUCUCUCAUCUCCGGAGCUCUGGGCGGGUUUCACAAUGUACCUGGGAGCCUCCAAACGUUGUCACGCUUACUUCGAGCGGUCAAAGCCACGAAAAAUACAAGUUAUCCUUCUCUCAGGUUCAAAUUCGCCUCCUCAUUGGGUUCGAAAGAUUCCCCCGUGGAUCGCCAGCGAAGAUUUUGCCUCCCGGGUGACGCGUCUCUGUGUGCAAUUAGACAACGACCUCACUCAGUCAUUAUGGGCACCAUUAAUCACAAGAAACAGUCCCCUGUUCACCAAGCUCUCAAUCUUGAAGAUCACGGGCGAUUCGAACAACGAGAGAUUCCCGUUGCCUCUGAUCCAGUUUCUAUCAGACAGGAGAUUUCCUCGCCUCACCAAACUUCACCUCUCUGGGGUAACACUAACAUCCACACCUCUGGAGCAGAUCAUGAAUAUCAGAUUUUUGGUUCUGGAAGGUGCCUUUAUGGACAAUGUCACUUUGGUGGCUCUGAUGCGGUGCUGUCCUCAACUGCACACCCUGCACAUGCGUUAUGGUUAUUAUUCUGGCUUUGUGAGACCGGAUAUGAGCAUGACACCAAUUCAUCUCCCUCAUCUCCGAGAAAUCCACGUUACAUUCUCUAAAAUCUUCAUAAUGGUCCAGCUUUUUACGCGGAUCAGAGCGCCCGAAAUACGCACCCUCAGAAUUACGUCUGCACCUUUUCGGGAUACAUCUGCAUCUUUAGGUGUGGCUGAAGGCAUAUCUGCACUGGAUGCGUUUUUGUCGGGCAUUGUGCACCAAUCGUUCAACGAAUUAGAGUUCCGUGGCCAAAUCCACACAAUGACCCUCUUCCUAAGCCUGCUUUUAACGAAGACUCAACCGCGUGGGUCGAGUGCUUUUCUGGGACUGAGACGGUUGGUUUUACGGACACCAGUUGCUGGUUUGGGUGAUAACGGUUACGGAAAUGAAGCCUCGCAACUCCGGACCCUGGUAGAACGCCUUCAUGAGCGGGGUGGCCGAUUAGAAACUUUGGAGGCUACCUCCAAUUUCAUCACGGAUGACUCCGUAACGUUGGAGCAGUAUGUUGGGGUCGUCCGUAUCAUCGCUGAUACGCGUGAUUGAGAUUGUAGGCUGGGUCCUGCCUAGGAAAGGCCGGUGCUAACGGUAAUCAAUUACCGAUAUGGCGGGACCAAGGCACACAAAGCUGGGGCUUUGAAUGACUAUGCCUCACGCUUUGUCAUGUCUCGGGAUCAGCACGUUUUGGCAACGCGCGUGUGGGGUGCCUCCUAUUUGCAAUAGGAGUUCAUCAAAUUUUCUUUGAUUGGUUCAGAGUUCCCAUGCCUUCACAUCUCCUGCUGUGUCUGUUCUGCGCUACCCUCCCCUUGGUUAUAUGUACAAGCUAGUUUAGUUUUUUACCCUCAAUUCAGAAGUCUCGGCACAAGUCGGGGCUGUCGUCACAGCUGUUGGAGAUCAAGCACGAAAUCAUGUAUUUACAAUUAUUUACUCCG